Molecule: messenger RNA, 465 nt
Organism: Staurois parvus
Lineage: Eukaryota; Metazoa; Chordata; Amphibia; Anura; Ranidae
Source: the annotation of a GenBank genome assembly
ACUGCGGACACAGUACAGGGGAUGACCAGAGACUGCGGACACAGUGCAGGGGAUGACAGAGCCUGCGGACACAGUACAGGAGAUGACCAGAGACUGCGGACACAGUACAGGAGAUGACCAGAGACUGCGGACACAGUACAGGGGAUUACCAGAGCCUGCGGACACAGUACAGGGGAUGACUAGAGACUGCGGACACAGUACGGGAGAUGAUCAAGAGACUGCAGACAGUAGAGGAGAUGACCAGAGACUGCAGACAGUACAGAAGAUGACCAGAGACUGCAGACAACAGUACAGAAGAUGACCAGAGACUGCAGACAGUAUAGGAGAUGACCAGAGAAUGCAGACAGUACAGAAGAUGACCAGAGACUUCAGACAACAGUACAGAAGAUGACCAGAGACUGCAGACAGUAUAGGAGAUGACCAGAGAAUGCAGACAGUACAGAAGAUGACCAGAGACUUCAGACA